AUGUCGAGCUCCUUUGAAAAGUCUGUCAAGGGCGCCACCAAGAUCAAGGCCGCGCCCCCGAAGACGAAGUAUAUCGAGCAUAUCCUUAUAGCGACACACGCGGGGGAGGCUGGUGUUGGAGAGGUAUUUCGAGCGCUGCAGAACCGACUACGCGAUUCUACGUGGACCGUCGUCUUCAAGAGCUUGAUCACAGUCCACCUCAUGAUCAGAGAGGGCUCCCCGGAUGCCACCCUGGCUUACCUGGCGAAGCAUCGUAAUCAGCUGGCCAUCGGCUCCUUCACUGAUGCGCAAAUACAGGGCCGGAAUAUACGGCACUACGCUUCCUACCUUGCAGAGAGGGUACGCGCAUUCAGGGAUACCAAGGUGGAUUGGGUUCGCGUCAAGGAAACACGCCUGGAGAAGCUGUCGGUCGAUAAGGGGCUGCUGCGCGAGACCGAGGUUGUGCAAAACCAACUCACCGCUCUGCUGAAAUGCGACGUAUUGGAAGACCCAGAGAAUGAGAUCACCAUAACAGUGUUCAGGCUCUUGGUGCUGGAUCUGCUGUGUCUAUUCCAGGUGCUAAAUCAAGCCAUGAUCAACCUUCUGGGCCACUUCUUCGAAAUGUCGAAACCAGAUGCGGAGAGGGCUAUGGAUAUCUACCGCCUGUUUACUAGACAGACAGAUUAUGUUGUCCAAUAUCUGGCCGUAGCACGGCAGUGGGAACCUCAUACUAGAGUCGAGGUUCCUAAGCUGAAGCACGCUCCGGUCAAUCUGCGCCGGCAGCUCGAAGACUAUCUCAAGGACCCGGAUUUCGAGGUGAACCGAAGGCAAUUCAUGGCCGAACAACAGCAUAAGAAGAAAGGGGGGCCAGUUUUGUCAAAGGGGGACAAGAGCAAUGCAGAUGCGAAAGCAGCGACGGCAAACAUGUUCCCGGAUACCAACACGCCAUCUACGUCUGCCCCCAAGGCAGCACCUCAGCCUUCGAAGGGACCAGAUCCAGACCUAAUCGAUUUCUUCGAUUCGAUAGAGCAGAACCAAACCACCAUGAAUUUCCAGCCAACCCAACAGGCUCCCCAGCAGGUCCCCCAGCAAGUCCCUCAGCAAGCUCCUCAGCCUCAGAUGGGAAUGGGACAGAUGAACACCGGCAACCCUUGGCAACCGGAUCCCCAACAGCAGAUGGGCCAGUUCCAAGGCAACGGGUUCGCUCCUCAACCUACGGGAUUCCAGAGCAACAGUCCCUUCCAGCAGCAGAAUGUCGGAGCUUUCCCUCAGCAGCAGCAAGUGCCGAAUCAGCAGCAGCCCAACUUCACCGGUGCCGGCUUUGGUGGCUAUACGCCUCAGCCGCCAGCCCAACAGGGCUUCUCGCCCACCAGCCUAGGAUCCGUACCCCAGGACUCCGUUGCGUCGUUUCAAACGGGGACGUUAUCGCUUCCUAUGCAGACCGGCAUGCAGACAGGACAGCAGACGACCAAUCCAUUUAGAGCGUCAAUGAUGAUGGCCAACCCGACGGGGAUGUCUAAUAAUAACAUGAUGCCCAACUCAUUCUCUACGCCAACGAAUCCUCAGGCUCAACCUCAAAUACAACCGCAAGGGGCCUUGAAUCGUCAAUCCACAAAUCCUUUCGCACGGUCAUCACCGCAGGCUGUAACACCGUUUGCAAACCCAUCACCAAAUUCCCCUUUCCAAUCGGCACCUCCUGGUCAAGCCCAAGCGCCAUUACAACCAAUGGCCACUGGGACCAAUCCAUUCGCCAAGAACAUUGGCCCGCCGCAGAAUGAAGCGCAACGGCCGCAGACGAGCGGAGGCAUCAUGCCACAGCCCACGGGAACCACCAACCCAUUUAGGCAAGGCGCCUUUGUCAACCACCAGACAGGCAUGGGUUGGCAACAUAACCAGAUGCCUAUCGGUGGCGGCCUGGAUCAGCUACAAACAACGCCCGUCUUUCCUCGACCUUCAACGCAAACACCAUGGCAACAAUGA
This is a messenger RNA of Anthostomella pinea, 1959 nucleotides long. NCBI's taxonomy places the organism in Eukaryota, Fungi, Ascomycota, Sordariomycetes, Xylariales, Xylariaceae. The record is from the annotation of a GenBank genome assembly.